AUGGGUAAGUUAGUGGUGGGAAAGUGGGGGAUCCCCUUCUCCCCUUUCUUAGGGAAAGUUAUUUGGGAUCAGGGCCUCAUGUAGCCUCUCUCAUUUCCUCCUCCCUUGACUUUUUUACAGGAUUUAGCAGGUGAUACCUGCAGAAUGGAGGAUGAGUGUUACCCCUCUUCUGCUUCAGACAGACUUCUGGAGCAACAGAGGGCCUGCAGUGAGGAGGAGGACAUUUCCCAGACGUUUGGCAUGGAGAAGAUUCGCUCUUUGUUGCCACUGAUUUUCAGGAUACAGAAGACUGGACCAUGGAUGAUGACAUCUGUAGAGAGGAGAAUGGCCAGACUUAUGGAGCCACAAGGGGCCUGCGCUAAGUUAAGCCGAAAAGAAGGUUCUGCAUCAUCUUUGCAAGACGUUCUGCCAGCUGAACACUUCAGUAGCCGAAGAAGUUGCAGACACAUUGGCCCAAGGGCAUUUGGAACUUGUCUUGGACCAUUAUUUAGAAUCACCUGUAAGGAGCAUGCCCUGUUCUUCCUCUUGGGCAAGGAAAAUGAUCCCACUGCUCCUGCAGGACCGAAAGACUAUUUACUCCUGAAAGGGAAGAUAUGUACUGUAAGCCUUAACACCUGGCCAAGGGAUGCCACCAGAAGACUCCUGCAGGUCCCUCUUAGGAAGGCUUCUCCAAGGAUCAUUUACCCGGGCAAAGAGGAUGGCAGCCCAGCAAUGCUCCAGUCUCAGUUGGCAAUGUCCUUUCCCCUACUAGUAGCAGUAGUAGUAUCAUCAGGCUGGCCUUCAGAGAACCUCAGGAAGCAGCUCCCUGGUGCUGUGGCCAAGGCCCUUCUGGUGCUGGUGCACUCGCGGCGUCACUUCCGGCUUGCGAUGUCCAGACACUAUGCGUCUGCGACAUCAAGAUGGCGGCGCCCAUGUGGACAGGCACCGCCAUUUUGUACGGACUCAGUCCAUAUUAGGAUUGAGGGGCAUCAGGAAGUGACGCCCCUUUCUAACCCUAGCACGCCCUUUCCUAACCCUAACACACACUAUAGGCGCGUCUGUAACGCGCCUGUAAUUAUUAAUUUCUAAAAUGUAUCGUUGCUAGCCUUUUUUUGUUAAUUCUGUGUAUUCUUUGUUAUUUCUUUGUAUUUACUUUAUUGUAUAAUAAUAAUUAAUAAUAAUAUAUAAUGAAUUUUUCUUCUUCUAACUUGUAAAUUUAAAUAAAUAAAUCUG
Sceloporus undulatus (fence lizard) is the source of this 1212-nucleotide messenger RNA. RefSeq lists its product as uncharacterized. NCBI's taxonomy places the organism in Eukaryota, Metazoa, Chordata, Lepidosauria, Squamata, Phrynosomatidae. The coding region runs from base 145 to 1068 and encodes 307 amino acids. The transcript has 6 exons. The record is from RefSeq and is a predicted model, not a curated record.